ACAGUCAGCGACAGUUGAUGUUGUGAGCGCGGCUGCACGGACUAACGGUCAAUACAACACGAUCCCGAGAGCGUUUGAUAAAGAUGAACCGUAUCCAGUGACGUGCAGAGCGGGAAAGCAGCAUGGAGACCAAAGCUCCCGCGCUACUGAACGCGGUUCCUCCUCACGGACACGUUAUUGUCAGCGAGAAGUGGAGAAACUCGUCCCUCAUCCAAAGCCUGAAGGGUGGAGGUGUGAAAAUCCUCUUUGAGAAUGAGCUUGGUGUGGCAGAUUUCCACCUUGCUAACAAAAUCUGCAUCCUGUAUGUGUCUGAGUGCGACAUCAUAGCAGCAAACAGCUACAAGAGGAAACUGGUCCGCUAUAGAAAUGCCAGCAGCAGUUUCCAGAAGCUGGUGUUGGUGGAGAACACCAGACUGAGUGAGCAGUACUUGUCUAUUGUGCAGAAGUUUGUGGUGUUCGACCUCGGCCUGACUCUGCUGCCGGUCAGUGGGCAGAGCGAGGCCUCGCAGCUCAUCACUCAGAUCGUCCACGGGGACAGCAGGGAGAACCCCUUCAGGAGGACGAGCUCCUCGCGGCUGUUGGACCCAGUGGUCCUGUCUCUCGUCCAGCAGGUCCCCGGGGUCGGCAGGGUCAAAUCUCUGGCCCUGCUGCAGCACUUCUCUAGCAUCCGGCAGCUCUGCAACGCUGCCCCCUCUGAGCUGGAGCCCAUCGUGGGUCAGGCAGCUGCUCAGCAAAUCCACAGCUUCUUCAACAAACCCAGUGCUGCUGGAACAUGAAGCGCUCGUCACCUUCUCCUUUUGCCACUGACUCUCUGUCCCUGGUUGGUGGGCCAGCACCAAAAACCCUUUGCAGAAGCUCUUUGACUGUCAUGGACGCUGACUCUUUAUUUAAAAGACUGUAAUUCUGUAUAAUUCUGUAUAUAUGUAAUAAAACAGCUGUGUUUUGAAAAGA
Molecule: messenger RNA, 951 nt
Organism: Seriola aureovittata
Lineage: Eukaryota; Metazoa; Chordata; Actinopteri; Carangiformes; Carangidae
Product: Fanconi anemia core complex-associated protein 24-like
Exons: 4
Coding region: 123-776 (217 amino acids)
Biological process (GO): interstrand cross-link repair
Cellular component (GO): Fanconi anaemia nuclear complex
Molecular function (GO): chromatin binding
Source: RefSeq, a predicted model, not a curated record